AUGAGAACUCAAUUGCUUAUUGCUGCUGCUUUAGGUUUAACCUUAUUAGGUUUAACUUCCUAUUUAUUCCUCCACAAGUCUACUCAAGUUGGAUACACUGAUGACUAAAUUAACAUGUGGAAGGGCUUCAAGAAGACCUACAACAAAAAAUUCUCUUCUGAAGAUGCUGACUAAGAAGCUUACAGAAUGAACGUCUUCUUCGAUAACGUUGAAUACGCUUCAUAAGAUUCUACCAUGGGUAUUACCAAGUUUAUGGACCUUACCCCUGUUGAAUUUGCCUAACUUUACUUGAAUCCCAUUGAAAACGUUGAAGGUUCUAUUGAAACUUUCUAAGCUAUUCAAGCUAAUGGAGAUAUUGUUGUCGAUUGGGUUGCUAAGGGUGCUGUCACACCUGUUAAGGAUCAAGGUGGUUGUGGUGGUUGUUGGUCUUUCGCUACUACUGGUGGUGUUGAAGGUGCUAACUUUGUCUACAAAAAUGUCCUCCCUAACUUAUCUGAACAAUAAUUAAUCGACUGUGACACUUAAAACAGUGGUUGCGGUGGUGGUUUAAGAGACGUUGCCUUAAACUACGUUAAGGCAACUGGUUUGGCCACUGAAUAAGAUUAUCCUUAUGAAGCUAAGGAUGGUAAGUGCAGACUUGAAGGUAAGAGCCACCCUUGGACUGUUUCUGGUUACACUUCUAUUAAGUAAUGCGCUGACCUCGUUACUGCUAUUCAAAAGGCCCCUGUUACCGUUGGUAUCGAUGCUUCUAACCUCUAAUUCUACACUGGUGGUAUCUUUUCUAAGUGCGCCACUAACAUCAACCACGGUGUUUUACUUGUUGGUUACGACUCUGUUAAUCAAUCUUGGAAGGUCAAGAACUCCUGGGGUCCUAACUUCGGUGAACACGGUUACUUCUAACUCUCUGCUAAGGUUACUGGUGACCAAAUUGCUAACACUUGCGGUAUUUGCUCUAGAGCUUAUGCUCCUUACAUUUGA
Molecule: messenger RNA, 978 nt
Organism: Tetrahymena thermophila SB210
Lineage: Eukaryota; Ciliophora; Oligohymenophorea; Hymenostomatida; Tetrahymenidae
Product: papain family cysteine protease
Exons: 1
Cellular component (GO): lysosome
Molecular function (GO): cysteine-type endopeptidase activity
Source: RefSeq, a predicted model, not a curated record